AUGCCUUCCGCUGGGAUGAGACAGUGUGUCCGUAAUGUCUCCGUCUACCUCGUCUUCCUGAUCCUCAUCUCCACGCUGGGACCUCUUCAAUUCGGAUUCCAUCUUUCCGAACUCAACGCCCCCCAAGAUGUCAUAACCUGCAAGCAAACCUCCGUCGCGAACGAUGUAGCCUCCCAACCCGAAUCCAACCUCCCACAAUGCAUCCCCAUGACCGAAGCAGAGUUCGCAGCUCUCUCCUCGAUGUUCGUGCUCGGUGGAUUCUUAGGUGCGAUCACAGCAGGGCCGAUCUCGACUAGCUAUGGCAGGUUACUGGCUAUGCGUAUUACAAGCGUUUUCUUUGUGCUGGGCUCAGCACUGGAGACCCUGGCUGGCACGGUGCCGAUUAUGUCUAUUGGGCGGUUCCUCGCGGGAGUGGGAGCUGGUGCUAGCACUGUCAUUGUGCCAUUGUACAUCUCGGAGGUUGCUCCACCGAAGGAGAGGGGGGUAUUUGGAUCUUUGACGCAGGUUACGAUCAAUUCUGGCAUUCUGAUCACACAAACCAUGGGAUACUUUUUGAGCAGAGGGCCACUUUGGCGUAUCAUUCUCGGAGUUGGGGCUUGCAUUGGCCUCGUGCAAGGGAUUGGAUUGUGUUUCGUGCCAGAGAGUCCUGCUUGGCUCGCAGCACACAAAAGCCCAGCUGUCGCUAUCCGCACCCUACAACGAAUCCGAGGCAAAGGGUAUUCAAUUGAGGAGGAAAUCGAAGGGUGGGGAGGAGACAAAGGCAUAGCAGAGGAGGAGCGACUUCUCAACUCUGCAGACGGCGACGUUACACCUACACCACGAAGACAGUCCACAGCGAGCACCAAGUCCCAGAAGGCUACACCACACGUUGGAUUCUUCCAAGUUGUCCGGGACCCGCUCUACCAACCAGCAAUCAUCGCUGUCAUCGGCAUCAUGUUCGCCCAACAGUUCUGUGGUAUCAACAGCAUAAUGAUGUACUCAGUCUCCCUCCUCUCCGGCGUCCUCCCCUACUCCUCUGCAGGGGUCACAAUCCUAAUCUCAAUCGUCAACUUGCUCACCACCAUCGCCUGUGCUCCUCUCGCUGAUAAAAUAGGCCGGAAAGCCUGUCUCCUCCUCUCGAUCUCAGGAAUGGGAACCAUGUCCCUCCUUCUCGCCAUCUCUCUACGAAUGGAAAUCAAGGUCCUCUCCGCAAUCUCCGUCCUAGGUUUCGUUGGAUUCUUCGCCACAGGUCUCGGCCCCGUACCUUUCAUGAUGGCAUCUGAGCUCGUGGGCCAGGAAGCGGUUGGAGCUACACAGAGCUGGUGUCUCGGUGCUAACUAUGUAGCUACGUAUAUCGUGGCGCAGUUCUUCCCUAUCUUGAAUUCGUGGUUGAAUGAUAGAUUUGGUGGUAAAGGCUGGGCUUACUUUGGAUUUGCUGCGCUGGCGGCGUUGAGUUUUCUGUUCGUGGGGUGGUGGGUGCCGGAGACGAAGGGGAAGAAAGAUCCAGAUGAGGUAUGGGGAAGGACGAGCAGACUUGAUUGA
Molecule: messenger RNA, 1521 nt
Organism: Hyaloscypha bicolor E
Lineage: Eukaryota; Fungi; Ascomycota; Leotiomycetes; Helotiales; Hyaloscyphaceae
Product: general substrate transporter
Exons: 2
Coding region: 1-1521 (506 amino acids)
Biological process (GO): monosaccharide transmembrane transport
Cellular component (GO): membrane
Molecular function (GO): hexose transmembrane transporter activity
Source: RefSeq, a predicted model, not a curated record